AUGGCCGGGGCCAAACCGGGAGUCCACGCGCUGCAGCUCAAACCCGUGUCCGUCCAUGAGGCACUCAAGAAAGGGGGCAAAUUCAUCAAAUGGGACGAGGAGCCCAGCAGCGCGUCACCCACUCUAGUAACCCUGAAAGUCGACCCAGGUGGUUUCUUCCUCUACUGGACGGGAGCCGCCAACAUGGAAGUGGAGAUCCUGGACAUCAGUACCAUCAGGGACACCAGAACAGGAAAAUACGCCAAGCAACCAAAGGACCCUAAGCUUCGAGAUUUGCUCGGUUUCGGGAAAGGCGAAAACGUAGAGGGGAAGCUUGUCACCGUCGUCCAUGGCAACGACCUGGUCAACAUCUCCUUCCUCAACUUCCAGGCUAUGCAGGAAGACACAGCUAAGGUUUGGACUGAUGAGCUCUUCACUUUGGCCACAAACAUUCUCUCCCAGAAUGCAUCGCGGAGCACAUUUCUCUUCAAAGCGUACAUCAAGUUAAAGCUGCAGGUGAAUCAGGAAGGAAAGAUCCCAGUUAAGAAUUUCCACAAGAUGUUUUCAGACAAAAGGCGAGUGGAGACAGCUCUGGAGCAGUGCGGUCUUGUCAACAACAAGACGGACGGAUUGAAGCCAGAUGAUUUCACAUGGGAGGCCUUUCAGAAGUUUCUCAGCAGUCUGUGCCUGCAUUCCGAGAUUCAAAGCAUUUUUGUGGAAAGUGGCUCUAAGGGGAAGCCUUUCAACUCCUUGGACCAGCUGACGGAGUUUAUCAACCGCCGGCAGAGGGAUUCCCGCCUGAACGAGGUGCUGUACCCGCCACUCAAAAGAGAGCAGGUCCGACAGAUCAUGGAGAAAUACGAGACGAACAUCAGCCAGCUUGAGAGAGACCAGAUUAGCUUGCAGGCUUUCGAAAAGUAUCUAGAAGGGGAGGAAAACAGCAUCGUUCCUCCAGAGAGGCUGGACGUCAUCGACGACAUGACUCAACCGCUGUCGCACUACUUCAUCAAUUCCUCGCACAAUACGUAUCUCACAGUGGGUCAACUGACCGGUUUGUCCUCGGUGGAGAUGUACAGACAGGUGCUGCUCACCGGCUGCCGCUGUAUCGAACUGGACUGCUGGAAGGGUCGACCGCAGGACGAGGAGCCUUACAUCACCCAUGGUUUCACCAUGACUACUGAAAUCCCUUUCAAGGAGGUAAUCGAAGCCAUUGCUGAGAGCGCGUUCAAGACCUCGCCAUACCCGCUCAUCCUGUCCUUUGAAAAUCAUGUGGAUUCGGCCAAGCAACAAGCCAAAAUGGCCGAGUAUUGCCGCACCAUAUUUGGGGAUGCCUUGCUCAUUGAUCCGCUGGAAAAGUAUCCACUGGUCCCAGGCCAGCCGCUACCCUCGCCGCAAGAGAUGAUGGGCAAGAUUCUCAUCAAAAACAAGAAGAAGCAUCAGCACAACCGGCCCUCAAGCGGUGGAAGUAUACGACGACGGGAGCAGGGGGAACAGUCUUCGCCCCACAACGACUGCCCUCUAUUGGAAGGCGAUGGAGUGCAAAUCCUGUCCAAUGCGGAGGAGAAGCUUGCAGAGAGGAUGGUGAAAGACUCUGAUCCUCGCAAGUCCAUCGGAGGGGAGGGGGAGAGCGAGUACGAAGACGAUGACGAACCGCCGACGGAGCCGAAAAGGCCAAAUUCAGAUGAGGGGACAGCGAGCAGCGAAGUUAACGCCACGGAAGAGAUGUCCACGCUUGUCAAUUACAUCGAACCGGUCAAAUUCAAGAGCUUUGAACAAGCUACCAAGAGGAAGAAAUUUUUUGAAAUGUCAUCAUUUGUGGAAACCAAAGGGAUGGAUACCUUAAAGAGCUCCCCCAUCGAGUUUGUUGAGUACAACAAGAACCAACUAAGCCGAAUCUAUCCGAAGGGAACGAGGGUGGACAGCUCCAACUACCUCCCACAGCUCUUCUGGAACGUUGGCUGCCAGAUGGUGGCGCUGAACUUCCAGACGCUUGAUCUGGCCAUGCAGCUAAACAUGGGCGUGUUUGAGUACAACGGCCAUAGCGGCUACCUGUUGAAGCCCGAGUUCAUGAGGAGAACAGACAAACAUUUUGACCCUUUCACAGAGAACAUAGUGGAUGGAAUCGUUGCCAACACAGUCAAAGUGAAGGUGAUCUCAGGCCAGUUCCUAAGCGAUAAAAAAGUUGGCGUAUAUGUGGAAGUGGACAUCUUCGGACUUCCUGCAGAUACAAAACGAAAAUACAGGACGAAAACCUCAAACGGGAACUCGCUGGAUCCUGUUUGGGAUGACGACACGUUCAUCUUUAAUAAGGUGGUCCUCCCAACGUUGGCCUCUUUGAGAAUCGCCGUUUUUGAAGAGAACGGCAAGUUCAUCGGGCAUCGCAUCCUCCCCGUAUCUGCCAUCAGACCAGGUUACCAUUACAUCAAUCUCAAGAACGAAUUGAACCAACCCCUUCUUCUGCCGUCUCUGCUGGUCUACACGGAGGCUCAGGACUACAUUCCUAAUGAACACCAAGAGUACGCCGAGGCCUUGACCAAUCCCAUUAAACAUGUCAGCCAGCUGGACAAAAGAGAGACACAACUGGCUGUUCUCCUUGAGGAGAACUACGAGCAUUUCCCCAACCAGCCCAGAGAUGGCGAGACGAAGAGGGAGUGCGAGGUCACCCCGGGGGGCGUCGUGCCGCCCUUCCCAGUUCCUUGCCGACCAGAGGAUUGCCCCGACAUCCUCCAGCCAGCACAAUGCCAAAAGGAAGACCUCAUCGCUGUUGUUCUGGCAGACGUGCAGGCGCAGACCAUUGAGGAACUGAAGGAGCAGAAAAACUACUUGAAGCUCAUCAAGAAGCAGAGUAAAGAUCUCAAAGAGUUGCGAAAGAAACAUCUAAAGAAGGUGUGGAAUCUGAGUAAAGAGCAGAAGACUCGGAGUUCAAAGCUGGAGUGUGAUGUGCAAAGGCGGCGCAGUCAGAUGGAGAAGAACCUUAAACGCAGUGUCAAGAAGAAUGAACCUCAAGAGCCGGUGCGGCAAGAACUUACUGCCUUGGAUCAGGAGCAUGAAAAAAAGACUGUGCAGCUCCGGGAAUGGCAGAUGCAGGAACUACUGAAGCUCCGGCAGCAGCUCUACUCGCUGGAGAGGGAGAAGCAGCAAGCGUACCUGCAGGAGUCCUUCCAGAAGUUGAAGGAAACUGCGCACGAAUGCCAAGCGGCUCAGCUCAAGAAGCUCAGGGAGAUUAACGAGAGGGAGAAGAAAGAUCUUCAGAAAAUCCUGGACAGAAAGCGGCAGAAUAGCAUCAGUGAAGCAAAGAGUCGGGAUAAAGAAAAAGCUGAGAUAGAGCUGAAUGACAUCAAUAGGAAACACAUUCAAGACUCUGUCAGCCUAAUACGCAGGCUAGAGGAGGCUCAAAGCAGGAGGUUGGACAAGCUUAAGCUUAGGCAACGAGAGGUGCUACAACAUAUUGACGAGGAGUUGCCGAUGCUUCAGGCAAAGCUGGACAGCAGCUUGGAGGACGAGUUCCUCAAUCUCCCAGAGGAAAUCCGCCAGCAUCUGCAGAUGGAGCUCCAAAACAAAGGACUGCGCAAUAACGCCCUGUUCUCGCCCCAGUCCAACAACAGCAGCCCGGGCUCGGGUUCUGGCCCGCCUUCCAACUGCUCGACGCCCAGCGACCCAUCCACCCCCAAUCGAAGCACGUGGAACCGGAGCAUGGAGAAUAUAGCACCUUCGCUAAAUGACUCCACCUCCUCCUCAUCGACCGCCAUCUUCUCCGAGGUGGACUAUCUAUAA
This is a messenger RNA of Nerophis lumbriciformis (worm pipefish), 3753 nucleotides long. Lineage: Eukaryota; Metazoa; Chordata; Actinopteri; Syngnathiformes; Syngnathidae. The record is from RefSeq and is a predicted model, not a curated record.